AUGGUCGGCUUGGUGAGCUCGGGAAAGAACGCAAUGACAUGGCGAUGGCACCACCCAAUGGCACACAACAGCACCACCACCACCCCCACCGCCACUGCCAUCGACAAAACACGACGACCGAAAUACAUCAUUUUCGUUCGGGUUGCUGCUCCUUCUGAAUCCCUCAGGUGCGAUUCCACCCAAGCCGGUGGAGUAGCGAUUUUACAAGUUCUAAACCUCCGCAGCAACGAACGUUCCGGGCCUAUUCCUUCGUCGCUGGGAGUAGGGCGAGCUCUGCAGCUGGUACUCCUCAACAGCCACCAACUAUCGCCAACUCUUUCAGGUGCCAUUCCACAUCAGCUGGUAACCCUGAUGGCGCUACAGAAGCUUCGUCUUGAGCAGAGCCAGCUUACCGAUGGGAAGGUUGGUGGUGCUACAGGAGCUACCGCACCUUGGCGAGAACUACACCCCUUUCCGAUAAACCAGAACUUGUGGCAGCUAACAAAGCACGUUUCGGGCCGCCGCAGGUCAGGAAUACUCCCGAAGGUUUCUACAGGCAAACGCCAGGUGUGA
This is a messenger RNA of Ectocarpus siliculosus, 552 nucleotides long. The record is from the annotation of a GenBank genome assembly. Lineage: Eukaryota; Phaeophyceae; Ectocarpales; Ectocarpaceae.